Messenger RNA from Haliotis rufescens (red abalone), 2724 nucleotides. Its product is annotated as histone-binding protein N1/N2-like. The record is from RefSeq and is a predicted model, not a curated record. Gene Ontology annotation, cellular component: nucleoplasm. Gene Ontology annotation, molecular function: histone binding. The transcript is spliced from 17 exons. NCBI's taxonomy places the organism in Eukaryota, Metazoa, Mollusca, Gastropoda, Lepetellida, Haliotidae. Bases 109 to 2511 code for a protein of 800 amino acids. Gene Ontology annotation, biological process: CENP-A containing chromatin assembly; DNA replication-dependent chromatin assembly.
AGGUCUGGUUAGAGAGUAUCCAGGUGACAAAGAUUACGCGCGAAGUUUCAUGCUUUUCUUCCAACACAUUGUGCACGGGCUUACAACUCAGUCAGUCUCCUCAUCAAGAUGGCCACCGAAGAAAAGACACCCGCAGUAACACAAGAAAGCACGAAGGAGGAAGCACCUGCUGAGAAAGUUGACGAGAAAGUUGGUGAGAAUGUUGACGAGACCAAGUUGGCUAUCAACAUGCUGGCCCAAGGCAAGAGGAACAUCAUCUGUGGCGAGAUCCCAGUGGCUGUCAACCAGUUCCAGGAGGCAUGUGCCAUGCUGGCCAAGCAGUACGGGGAGACGGCGGCGGAGUGUGCGGAGGCCUACUUCUGUUACGGGCAGUCGCUGCUGGACCUGGCUCGCAUGGAGACCGGGGUCCUGGGCAACGCUUUGCAAGGAGUUGAUGUUGACACAGAAGAUGAUGGGGAGGAGAAGGAGGCAGCAAAAAAUGAAAAGUUUGAGAAACCCGAAAAUCUUGAAGGAGAGGAGAGGGAGAAGCUAAGAAUGGAGAUAUAUGAUGCCAUGUCUGAGAAAGAUAAGAUGGAUGUGAAGAAGGCGGAGGAUGGCGGCAUGGAUGUAGACAUGGAGGACAAGGAGAAUGUAGAAAAUACAAAGACUGAUAAGGAUGGUUCCAAAAAUAAAACUGAUAAAGUUUUAACAGAAAAAAAUGCAAAUAUAGAAGAAAAAGUUUUAGAAAAGGUUAAAAAUAGUAAAAAUACUGACGAAAUUGUGAAAGAAUGUGCAGCAGAGAAGGGUGACAAGACUGAAGGGGAGGGGAAGAAGGGUGACAAGACUGGCGGGGAGGGGGAGACGGCAGGGGAGGACAUGGAAACAGAUGACAAAGCUGCCAAACAAGGCACCGACAUGGAGGCUGGGGAAACAAGGAAAGACGAGGAAAAGAAAGAUGAGUCUACAGAAAAGGAAUCUAAAUCAACAGAUACUAAAGAUGCUGACACAAAAGAUCCUGAUGCCAAGAAAGAUCCUGAUGCCAAAGAUGGCGAGGCUAAAACAGAAGGCGACGCCAAGAAAGAUGGGGAUGCCAAAACAGAGGGCGAUACCAAGAAAGAUGGGGACGCCAAAACAGAAGGCGACACCAAGAAAGAUGGGGACGCCAAAACAGAAGGCGACGCCAAGAAAGAUGGGGACGCCAAAACAGAAGGCGACACCAAGAAAGAUGGGGACGCCAAAACAGAAGGCGACACCAAGAAAGAUGGGGACGCCAAAACAGAAGGCGACGCCAAGAAAGAUGGGGACGCCAAAAAGGAAGGCGACGCCAAGAAAGAUGGGGACGCCAAAACGGAAGGCGACGCCAAGAAAGAUGGGGACGCCAAAAAGGAAGGCGACGCCAAGAAAGAUGGGGACGCCAAAACAGAAGGCGACACCAAGAAAGAAGGGGACGCCAAAACAGAAGGCGACAAUAAGAAAGAUGGUGAUGGAAAAACUGAUGUGGGUGCAAAAGGAGAGGGAGACAAAGAAGUGAAGGAGGAUGCUGCCACAGAUGCAAAUACGGAGGAGAAAAUGGAAGCUGACGAUGAGGAAGCUAUGGAAACAAGUGAGAAAGAAACUGGUGAAUCCUCGGCAACCAAGGAUGACAAAGAAACCAAAGAUGGUGAAGAGGAGGAGGAGGAGGAAGAAGAGGAGGAGGAAGGUGAUGAGACGGCGGAGGGAGAGGGGGCUGAAGGAACCAGUGAGCCAAAGGAGGGAGAGGAAGAUAGUGACGAUGUGUCCAACCUACAGCUGGCCUGGGAGAUGUUGGAACUCGCCAAGAUGAUCUACCUCAAGGAAACUACAAAAGAAGCCCAACUGAAGGCAGCACAAGCGUACCUGAAGCUGGGGGAAGUCAGCCUAGAAACAGAGCAGUACGAGCAGGCUACCGAGGACUUCAAGGCUUGUCUGGAAAUCCAAAAGAAACACCUUGAAGCCACUGACAGAUUGCUUGCUGAAUCACAUUACCAGCUGGGAUUAGCGUUUGGGUUUGACAAGAAGUAUGAGGAGUCGGUCAAACACUACAGGGCAGCAAUAAAAGUCAUCGAAGAAAAAAUUGGUCACCUUGAGAAGGUCAUAGAAGAGCACUCCAAGGGAAAGGGGAAAGAACUCUCAAGUUCCGAUGACCCAGUUACACAGGCAACAAAAGAAAUCUCUGAGUUAAAGGAAAUCCUGCCCGAUAUUGCAUCCAAGAUUGAAGACGCAGAGGAGGAGAAGAAGAAUCUCGAACAGCUGAAGACGAUGACCAAAGAAAUUGUUGGAGGAACACUGACCACAUUUACGUCAACCAGUGAAACGACAACAGCAGCAACCCCGAUUGAAGUGAAGAAAGCCUCUGACAUCAGCCAUCUCAUCAGGAGGAAGCGUAAACCUGACGAGGAUGCAGAUGACCCUGAAUCGAAGAAAUCUCGGCAGGAAGAUGGCUCAGGAGACGCCCCCAAACAGAACGGCCAUGACAAACCAGCUGCUGAUGCCAACAGUACGGAGGUACGCUGAUUGUAGAGAAGAAAGAGGAGACCCCUGCUGUCACCACAGAAGCGGAGCCCAUGGCAACAUGAAUGUGCCUUUGUCUCCAGUGCAGAACUCAUGAUGUUAGUCUCCGGUGUAAGAACGUUGUACAUACAGUUGUCCAUGUAUAUACGUAGUUGUACUGUUUCCAUUUCAUCUGCCAUUUGUACAAAAUCAAAAUAUUAAAUUGUUUGCAUAUUU